AUGGCAUACUGGCAUGACGUAUAUACCACAUUAUAUUUUGAGAUGUCCAGAGAUUUUAAGUUGUGUCUCCUAUGGUUACUUUUUGCUCUAUUUUCUUACUUACUGUACAAGACAUUUGACUUUGGUUACUUCCAUGGUGUUACACACUCCCAUCCUGAGUUAUCUCCUUUGUGCAAACGAAUGUGGAAUGCGGACAAGAAUCGUCUCUUCCCAGGGGUUGACUACAAGAUAAAUCCACAAGGAGAGAUCUCUCAAAAUUCACGUCAGGAUCGUGCUACCUAUUCACUUUUUACCUGGGUGGACCCAAGAGUGUUUGAGCGUCCAACGUUUAAAAGUUGGUGACAUAUUUAUAACACAUUUUUACACUCCUGCACUCUAGUUUAGUUAACCCAUACGAUAUGUUAAUAAGACCCCAGUAGGAUUCAAACUGACGAGGGGUAUUCUACAAAGUUCUAUACGGAGAGGCUCCACCCUGAGGUCCAACCCAUUUUUGACAGAAAUUGUACCCCUUUCAUAUACCUACUGCUGACAAAUUGUGUCCCUCACAUACUCCUCCUGUUUGACAUACCUAGUAUAAGUGGUUUUCAUGCAAUCUCGGGAGACACAAAUAACAAUGGUGAAAUGAACAAAUGCUGGUGGACAAAUAAAGUGAGCUAGUGAGCAAUCUUUUGUUUACUGUCCACCAGCAUGGCAGCAAUGACGUAACGUGAAAACGACCUAUAGUCCUUUUGCGUCAACCCCUUUUAACUGCUGUAAAUACACUGUCUUUAAACAUGGAAAAAUCUCGAAACCAGACACACACGUGAAAUGCAUCUGUAAAUUAUGUAAGCCCUGGCCUUUUUAUGGAUGAAAAUGACAAAUUUCUGUACCUUUUCAUAUACUCAAACUAGUAAAGUCCUUACCCUUUGAUAUACCUGAAUCCUGAAAAAGGUACCCCUUUCAGGAAGAGCCUUAAUUAUGGUAUAGGCCAUUGUAGGGAGUAUCCCCAGGCCUCCUUGCAGGUGCUGCUCAUGGUUAAAGUGGUAUGCAUGUCUCAUGUCAGCGCCAUAGCUAGUAUGAGGCCAACCGAGGCACUCGCCUCGGUAAAAUUUUGACGAAUGUCACCGAUCAUUUUUAUUUUACGUAAGCGAUCAUCGGAUAUUUUUAACGCAUCAUGAUACUACAAAGAAUUCAGCAAUUCAGUCAAUAUACUAUGAAAAAAUUACCAUAUCAUUGAUCUCAAGGGGCUACGUACGUUAACCCAAAUUUUUUUUGAACAAAUACUGAUCAAAACCAUUGGCGAGGUUAACGGUCACCCAGAUUAUGUGGCUUGUUUCUGAUUAUUGCUUUUUAAAUUCCACUUAAAUUAACUCGGAAAAAAGUUACCAAAAGGCCCAGAAAAUGCUGCAAAUCGCAUUUCCGAGAGACUAAAGUUCAAAAUUUCUCGGGGGGGGGGGCAUGCCCCUGAACCCCCCUAGCAACUCCCGCCUGCCUCGGUUGGCCGUUUGGUCUGGCUACGGCACUGCAUGUGAGCCUGUGCUGGCCAGCUCCCAUGCUUUAGCUAUGAUUUUUAGCCUGACGGUUAAAAGACCUCAGACUUUUAGACCAUAUUCUUAUGUUUGGUGGAAAAAAUUGAGCUCACGGAUAAAAAUCUCAGGCCUUUGACUCAAAAAGUUUGGCAAUUAAAACUUGAUAUAUAUAUAAAUGGCCUAGCUGUCUCCUUUGAGCUGACCGUGGCUGUCAAAGCACCCGACCUGGGCUAAGUAGGUCACAGUCUCAAAUCCUAUGAAAGAUUCAGUUUGCUGAUUUGUCCACCGAAAGCAAAGAUCUUUUUACUUCAGUUCAUCAAUAACCAAGGUGAAAAUCGGGUAUCUUCUUGUAAGUAUAAUGACUUUUCUUUUUUUUAUAAUCUUUAGCAUUCAUAGCUCUGUUGGACAACUAUGAAAGUGAAACGGGGCGAGAAGAGGUUGUCACUCAACAAGAAAAGGGUGAAAAUCAACAUUUCAUCGAUGCCAUCUAUGAAACAGAACCAAUGAAAAUUGCUCAUGAGUACUUGGCAGGCAAGGGGCUUGUAGAAGCAGGUCAAAGUCAGUUCAAAAAGCAAUUGUAUGAUAUGUGGUUUACAAUGUACAGUAGAACAGGUGAUAAAAGGUGAAUAGGUUAUUUUUUUGUUUUCUAAAAGCCUCUUACAUCACAGAGGAUUAGGGGUAAUAUAAAAUAAUAAUUUAUUGACAGUUAAAUCAAGAAUCAAGCAACAUAAUUAAAUGGCAGUUAAAGGGUGACCUGAAUCAGAAGUGAUUAACAUCCAAUUUCUCCUUGUAAUCUGUAUGUGUUAGGUUGAACUGUAUAACCAUUUUUCUCCCAACCAUAUGCCCAAUGUUAACGUUCAAUUCUAAAUUUCAAUAAUAAUGAUAAUCAUAAAGUUAUUUUUUAAUAUUUUUUCUAUCAUUAAUAUUAAAAUAAUAGAAAAGAAGAUAUUAAAUUGUUAAUAAUAAUUAUGCUAAUAGUAGCACAAAAAAGGCACCAUCAGUCUGGGGGAUAACUGGUAGUGGAAAAAAUGUUAAUUACAUAGUAGUUCCUUGGCCUCGAUGAUGACUUUGUCCAGUUUCUGAUACAUGAUUGUUUUUUUUUUUGUUAGAAUGCAAGCACAAAGAGAAUGGAUUGUGUUUUGAUUCUUAGCAAGCUGUUGAGUUUAAUUGUGGGGAUCACUCGAGGAGUCGGGGGGGGGGGGGGGGGCCCAAAAAGUUUUUAAAUGGGGAAGGUGGGUCCCAAAACACAACCCCUUCCCCUUUUUAUAUAUUUUUUUAACCUUUUUUAUUAUCCUUUUUUUUACAAUAGGUGCCCCAUCAAACUCACUUAAUAUUAAACUCAACAGCUUGCUAAGAAUCAAAACACAAUCCAUUCUCUUUGUGCUUGCAUUCUAACAAAAAAAAAAACAAUCAUGUAUCAGAAACUGGACAAAGUCAUUAUCUAGGCCAAUGAAUUACUAUGUUAUUUACAUUUUUUUUAUUAUCAAUUAUUCCACAGAAUUAUAAUUAUUUUUUUAUGUUAAUAAUAGCAUAAAUAUUAUUAGUUUUUUUUUUUUUUUUGAAAAGUUUUUUUUUUUUUUUUGGGGGAUAAUAAAAGAGGUGGGGGGGGGGGGGGGUUGCUCAAUAAGUUUUUAAAUGGGAAAGCUGUGCUCCAAAAUCCAACCCCUUACCCUUUUAUAUAUAUUUAUAAACCUCUUUCAUAUACCUUCUUUUGACAAAUGGUACCUCAUGCACAUACCUUAAGAACUUUGAAUCGCCUUUAACUGCUGGAAGUGUACUGUCUUUUAAAUCUAAAUAAAUCAAAAAACCAGAACAGAUUUACCUACCCUUUUAUAUACUUCAGUAACUGAAACUCCCUUCCAUUUGAUAUACUUGAAGCCUAAAAAAGGUACCCCUUUUGGGGGGAGCCUCCCCCUAUAGGACAUUUUGACUGUAGUAACAAAUAAAAAUUAUUUUCAAUAGCUUUAAAGAUUCAUCUGGCUUUGAGCAUGUAUUUGUGGGGGAGUCACAGAAAAAAAAGGCUAAUGUGGCUGGCUUUCAUAACUGGAUUCAAUUCUACUUGCAAGAGAAAAAAGGCUUGCUUGACUAUAAAGGCUUCUAUCCAAGUCGGAGAGUAAGUACUGUCACUACAAAACCGUACCAUUCUCUGUUCCUGUCAUGAUAGCUAAUCUCUCAUUGUAAUAUAUUUGAAGAUAAGGACAUUCAAAAAUACACUCAAACCUCUAUGUGCAACCACCUCCCAUAACUGCUGUAAGCGACCACUUGUCCAAAACACCAACAUUUUACCAGUCAAAGGCUUAUAGUAGGAAAUUCUCGUAAAUGAGCACCUUUUGUAAGUGUAUGAGAAGAACUUUUGGAAACAACAUGGAUUUACAUAUAUAAUAUUUUAUAAAAUAGCUAAGACAGUACGCGCUUUCUGAUUGGUUAAAAACCUAUGGUUUAUUGUGCCCGUAAACUCAUAGUUUUACUUUAAGUUAUUUUAUGAAAGCAAUAGACCACACUUUCUAUGGGUUUACUGCUAUGGGUUUACUGGCGUGAUAACCCACUUGGGAUGUUGACGUGGGUUAUCACGCUGGUAAACCCAUAGAAAGUGUGGUAUAUUCCUUAAGUAACCUUCAACUUGCAUGCAAUACAUUCAGUCCAAAACUAGAGAUGUUCGGGCUUCUCCUCAUAGAAGACUUCCUGCAGUUUGACUCUCGUAAAGGACCACCUCCCAUAGGCGACCACUGCGUAUUUUGGGUCGUCGCUUACGGGACGUUCAACUGUGCAGAAAAUAUGAACUUUGUGUCAAUGACUCAGAACGUUUUAAUGUCGAUUUAAAAUGUUUUUGUAAACUUGAAGCUCUCUUCACUUAGUAAAUAGAGUCUGUUUAUUCAAGUGAAUCAAACUGUAUGUAUAGUCUCUUUAAUUCCAGAUUGAUGGUACUUUUUCAUGGUGAUGCCUAAAAUUUGCACCCUUGAGAUGUCCAGAAAACAUUCAUUCUUGGCCAAAUGUUAAUUUUUCAUACUCUUUCCAGGGGCGGAUCCAGGAUUUUUUUUAGGAGGGGGUGCACUCGUCUCUUGCUAUACUUCAACACCAAUAAACCACAUAGUUUUUUGUUGGCAGAAUACCAGUUGUAUUAUAAAACCGCAGGUCAUCUCAGGGAAGGGGGGGGGGGUGCGCACCCCCUGCACCCUCCCCCUAGAUCCGCCCCUGCUUUCCAGACAAUUUCUCAUCUGUUGGGCUACAUGGUCAUUUUGGUGAAUAGCUAAUACCACAUUUUAUUUCAUACCUAAACUUAAUAGCAUUAGGUAAGACAUGAAAUUAGCUGUGGAAAUCUGUCAGGGGGACCCAACGACGGUUUCUCCUAAAUACGUUGAAAACACCUUUUAGGCUUUGCAGAGUACUUUAACAUUUCCAGAGAUGCAUUCUUAGCGGCGCUAUAGUAUUUGUAUCUUUUCUGUCAGGGGCACCCAACGAGAAUAUAGUUCAAAACCACUUAAACAUAGCAUUGUUCAACGUAUUUUAGUAUUUAAACGGUAGAUAUAGGCAUAUUUUUAUCCCCCAAAAAUUUUUCAUCUGUUCGGAUUUCCUAGCUGAAAGUCUAGUGAUCCGAAAAUUAUAGGGAUCAAAACUUACCUUUUCGAAAAUUUCAGCCAGAAAAAAGGUUCCCGAAAAUUCUAGGUGACCUUUUUAGAGUAAAAUUCCGUUAAAAAUGGGAAAUUAUACAAUUUUUUAGAUGUUCGAAAAUCCUGGUAGAGGCAGGCAAGCAACAAAUUUUACAACAAAUUUUCUGAAAAUUCUAGAUGUCAAAUCGUCUUCCGAACAGAUAUUUUCCGAAAAUUGACGUUGGGUGCCCUUGUUCUGUCAUCCUGGGGGAACUUGAGUCUUUUCGAAAUUGCAAGGGCGUCAGUAUUAUUUCCCGAAAAUUUUAGAUGCAAUUUAACAUAUUACGAAAGUGAGAAGUUUUCUGAUUCCUCUCUCCAUCACAUUUUUGAAUCCAAAAAUUUUAGGAUUCGUUUUUUGUCCGAAAGAUAUCCUAAUCCGGGCAGUGAAAUGUGAAAAAUUAAAGGUUCAGAAAAUCGUAGGGAAUUUAUUAGAUAAACUUCGAAGUUGUACCUGAAUGGAAUGGUCAACUAGAAAUUAUUAGCGGUCAUCAAGUUAUAGAAAUUGAAAACUAUUCUUGGCAAUAUUCGCUUCUCCGAACAGAUGUUUUACAGAAAACAGUCUUUGGGUGUCCCUGAUCUGUUAGUGUUUUAUGUAAUAAUAUUAAAACAGUAAUAAUACAACUCAAUUGUCUUGUUUUUUCCUGACAGGAAAAGCACAUAACUAGUGACGAUUGGAGCAUGAAUAAGCCUCUUACUGUGCGGUUCAAUUGGAAAGGUGAUUUAAAACGGAUUGGCGGCAGCUUCAUUGGCACUAGCCCUGAAUUUGAAAUGGCGCUGUGUACAGUUUGUUUCCUGGCUCGGAAAGGAGAUGGGCGUAUCGACCGUAUUGAGCUUGAUCACUACGAUGUUAUUGUCAAAGCUCAUCGCUUUGGAGCAAACUUACUGAGUACCUGCUAUCCGAUUAAUAAGUGA
Molecule: messenger RNA, 6067 nt
Organism: Porites evermanni
Lineage: Eukaryota; Metazoa; Cnidaria; Anthozoa; Scleractinia; Poritidae
Source: the annotation of a GenBank genome assembly